This is a messenger RNA of Gasterosteus aculeatus aculeatus (three-spined stickleback), 835 nucleotides long. It is a transcript of the gene smim22, whose product is annotated as small integral membrane protein 22. NCBI's taxonomy places the organism in Eukaryota, Metazoa, Chordata, Actinopteri, Perciformes, Gasterosteidae. The record is from RefSeq and is a predicted model, not a curated record. Gene Ontology annotation, biological process: regulation of cell population proliferation.
GUUCCAGUAAUUGUGCGUCAUUGUGUGAGGAGGAAACCCGCUGAGAGGCUGUUUGUGCCCAGGUGACCAGCAGGUGAGGCAGGUAGACCUUUGGACCCGGAAAGAGGGAAAGGAGAGACUCCGUCUGCAGAAUGGUGCAGGUUUUAAUGUGCCAGUGGGUGUGAGCGAAGGGUUCCUACCCGCUGAGCCCAGACUGUUCUGUAUUCACGCUGUGCUCAGAGCGAUGGAGCACAAUGACCUGCAGCAGGAGCUGAAGGAUCAGCUCAGCCACGCGCUUUCCAGACAGCACCUCUUCCAGUCAGACUGGGACAUCAUCUCUUUUGCUGUCUUCUUCAUCUUCAUUGGAAUGGUUCUGCUGCUGGUCAUCCUGGUCCUCAUCCGCUGCUGCUGCUGCUGCUGCGGCUGCUGUGACGAGAAGCCUCGCAGGUGGAAGGUGGGCAUAGAGAACCUGGCUCUGGAGCCCUGAUGGAGCUGGAACUAUCCGCGAACCCCCCCGUCACCCAGACCGUUGCCUAAGGUUUUACUGGUCUGGCCCACUUGAGAUUGAAGUGGGCCCCUUACCUAAAGGGAGGUAGACUCCGCUGGUCUAGCGGUUCUCCCGAGGUCAAGCUUUGAUUUGAUGUCACCUCUUAACAGAUUUAAGCCACAUGCACUCGCGAGGAAUUGUUGUUCAUGAACAUGUGAUCUUUUUAACCACCACGGUGUUGCUAGGAUACCACAGAGGAGAUGGAAACACUCUGUAGAUGUGAAUGUCGCUUCCUCCCAUUUUGUUUGUUCUUUGUUUUAAUUAGUAAUGAAUCAAUAAUAAACAUUUAAUGACACAUCUUUAAUUGCA